AUGUACUCUCAUAGUUUACGUCUACGACAUAGUAGCCAGCGACUAAGAUACCUUACAAACAUUUACUCCACAUCGUCGAUAUUUGGCUCUCAUAUAGUUUCGUCUAGUACACGACAACUAAAGACUUUUAUACCUUUGAUUAACAGUAGAGCUUUAAACUCGAACAAAGAUACAAAGCCUCGAGAAAACCCUCCUAGUGUCGAAACAAUAGAGGACCCCGACAGUAAACUCCAAUUUCCGAAAUGUAUAACAUUAUACGAUGGGGCUCCAGCAAAACUGAUAGGUUUCGGAGUACGUACAGUGUCGUUUCUGAAGGUAAAAGUGUACGUGGUUGGGUUGUAUGUCAGGGAACAAGAUAUUAAGAUGCUUCGUGAUUGGAGGGAUUUUGAUAAAAAAAGGUUUUUGUCAACCGAUGAUGAAUCGAUGGCUCACGCGUUAUUAGAUCAACCGGUCGAGUUUGCAAUUCGUAUAGUUCCAGUACGUGAUACUCAUGGUGCACAUCUACGUGACGGGUUCACCAAAUCACUAUUUAACAGAAUUCAGUACAUGGACGAAGAAUUGGCGGGUGAUGAUCAAUCUGGCAAAGAACUAGGCACAAUACAUAACCACUGGCUAGCAAAAAACUUGUUGAUGGGUUAUUUAGCAGCAAAAAACCCCAUUUCAGACAAGGCGAAACUAAGCAUCGCAGAAGGCCUAGAAGAACUGCUUGCCGCUGACUCUGUUUUUUGA
Ambispora gerdemannii is the source of this 729-nucleotide messenger RNA. The record is from the annotation of a GenBank genome assembly. Lineage: Eukaryota; Fungi; Glomeromycota; Glomeromycetes; Archaeosporales; Ambisporaceae.